AUGUCGGUGACCCAGUCUUCAAACGCUGAAGGCACGUCCCAGUCCAAGGCAUCUGCCACCCCAAAAUCCUUACCUCAACCAGCACAAAAGCAUGGGAUGAGGGUAAAUGGCAAGAACUGGCAUACCCCGAAGAAACCAUUCCGCCCCAUGGCCGGACGGACUUCUUACGCCAAACGGAAAGAGCUGGACCAAAUCACGCAAGCAACCAAGGCUAGAGAACAGGAGAUGCGAGAUGAGAAAGAUCAAGAGCGAAAUCAGAGAGUUCAAACCAUCAAAGAUCGCAGGAAGGCAAAAGAAGAGAAAGAGCGGUAUGAGAAAAUGGCAGAGAAGAUGCACAGCAAAUUGGUGGAAAGAAGAAAGCGAAGAGAAAAGCGGAAUAAAAUGUUGAAGAGCUAG
Molecule: messenger RNA, 396 nt
Organism: Rhinocladiella mackenziei CBS 650.93
Lineage: Eukaryota; Fungi; Ascomycota; Eurotiomycetes; Chaetothyriales; Herpotrichiellaceae
Exons: 2
Coding region: 1-396 (131 amino acids)
Source: RefSeq, a predicted model, not a curated record